This is a messenger RNA of Thunnus maccoyii (southern bluefin tuna), 2681 nucleotides long. RefSeq names its product mitochondrial calcium uptake family, member 3b (gene micu3b). Bases 114 to 1523 code for a protein of 469 amino acids. NCBI's taxonomy places the organism in Eukaryota, Metazoa, Chordata, Actinopteri, Scombriformes, Scombridae. The transcript has 14 exons. The record is from RefSeq and is a predicted model, not a curated record. Gene Ontology annotation, molecular function: calcium ion binding. Gene Ontology annotation, cellular component: uniplex complex. Gene Ontology annotation, biological process: calcium import into the mitochondrion; mitochondrial calcium ion homeostasis.
CGAAUUUGACGCCCUUUAAUCCCAGAGCGACUUGAAAUACCCACGGCAUUUCUCGCGAGCUCGGAGCAGCAGGCGGCUCGUUCAUCGGUUACGACACCUCAGUGUAAACAGCCAUGGCUGCCCUGCGCAGACUUAUCCCUUCAUUCACCAACAGCUUCAAAACAGGGACAUUUGCGGCGCGGAAACAAACACAUUCAAAGGCGACAAAAGCGCUGAGAGUUAUCGCAGCUGGAGCGUGCGUCACCGCCGCGGCCGGUGCUGCUUAUUAUUACUGCCGCUCGUUUGUCGGUAGGCGCUCGGGACUGGCGAGCCAUGUCGAGGCUCGACUCUUGCAUCUGGCGUUGCCAUCAGUGUCUGCCACCGACAAGGCUAGGACCUAUGGCCUGAAUGAUGGAGAUGUGCACAUGUCAUCCUAUGAAAACAGAUUCCGCCUGUUCAGUUCUGUUGAGUAUGAGGGCCAACUCUACAUGACUCCGCUCAACUUCAUCGAGUCCAUCACACUGAAUGAACCCAAGAGUAAGAGGACAUGGAAGUCCCUCACAAAAAAGGAAUUAGACAAGAUGCUGGCUGAUACCCCACCUGUUUGGAAAGGAUCAUCUAAUUUGUUUAGAAAUCUCCGGGAACGAGGUGUCAUCAGCUACACAGAGUACCUCUUCCUGCUCUGCAUUUUAACAAAGCCCCAUGCAGGCUUCAGGAUUGCUUUCAACAUGUUUGAUGCAGAUGGGAAUGAAAUGGUGGACAAGAGGGAGUUCUUAGUGCUGGAAGAAAUUUUCCGUAAGAAAAAGGACAAAAAGGAAGUUACUGAAGAGGGGCAAAGAUUUGACCAGCAGAUCCUUAAAAAAGACAGUCAGCAUGUGGAGGCCCGGGGCAUGUGGGAUGUUCUGAGACGUGGCACAAGUCAAGUUCUGUUUUCUGAUCUCACUGAGCACAUGGAUGAAAAUACAGAGACGACUCUGCUGGUACACUUCUUUGGGAAAAAAGGGAAGGCUGAGUUGAAGUUUGAAGACUUUUACAAGUUCAUGGACAACUUGCAGACAGAGCUGCUUGAGAUAGAGUUCCUCUCCUACUCCAAAGGCAUGCCCACCAUCAGCGAGGAGGACUUCGCUCGGAUCCUUCUUCGUUUCACCAACCUGGACAACGUCAGCGGAUACUUGGAGAAUGUUCAUCACAGUUUGCCAGAAGAAAAGGGAAUCACCUUUGAGGAAUUCAGGUCUUUCUUCCAGUUCCUGAACAACCUGGAGGAUUUUGCUAUCGCCAUGCAAAUGUACAACUUUGCCAACCGUUCUAUUGGUCAAGAGGAGUUUAGCCGUGCUGUCUAUGUGGCCACAGACAUCAAGCUGACCCGCCACUUGGUGAACACAGUCUUCAGGAUCUUUGACGAGGAUCACGAUGAUAAGCUCAGCUACAAGGAGUUCAUCGGCAUCAUGAAGGAACGGUUGCAUCGCGGCGACGGGGGCGUCAGAGUGGAGGAGAAGUUCACCUCUUUUAAGUCCUGCUUGAAGAAGAAGCUUUCAGGCAAAUAGGUGAAAAUCCCAACAUCAGCGCAUGUCUUACAAACUGGAUGAACUGUGCCUCCUUCAAGCUUUCUACCAGGAUUAAAAAAGAAGAGUUAAUGCAUGUUGCAGCAUCUUAUUGCACUGUCUGUUAGUUUUAAAAUAAACAGGAUGUGGCAAAACAGGAUGUGGUUAGUCUAAUGGGAGGCUGUUGCAAGAUUUGACCAUGAUGAAUAUAACGAGAAAAUCCUCUUAAGUCUGUUGAGAAGAUAUUACACUAUUGAUCCAUCUACUUGUAAAUAUAUUUAUUAAUUUACGAUUGUUAACACGGAUUUUAUUUAUUUAUCUAAAAGUUCUACUUUGUCUUAUUACUGCUCUGCCAACGUGACUCUCUCUUUGUCCCAAGUCGGAUUCUGUAUAGCGGCAGCAUUGCUUACAUACUUGUUCCUGUUGGCUCUGCAGCCCCCUGAACAGAUCAGCUUAGGACAGCACCUCCCCUCCUCUUCCUCCUCCUCUUUCCCAAAGCGCUGCAGCUAAAAUCCUCCAGGAUCCCCCAGAGCCAGCAGGCCUGAACACACUCGCUCAGUCUGUGUUUCUCACUGUUUAAAUACAGGCAGCUAACAGUGUUAAUCAUUUCUUACUAAAGAGCACUUUCCUCCUCGGGUAUUAAAAAAGAAGUGCUAUUUUCAUGCCACUGGCAGGAAUUACCUCUCUAUAAAUAAAUAUGCAGAAUAUUGAAGCCAUAUGUUUGUUCCACUCUUGGGACACACAGCUUAAAUUAGUGUUGGUUUUAAAGGAGCAGUAUGUUAAAAUGACCUUCCCUUCAGGCUCUCUGAGGAAUUGUUUACACUGUAAACAAAUCUGCACUGGUAUUGUAUGUUACUGAGGAUUUCUUACUGACUGUUGUUUCCUGGUCUGAUGUUUGCUUUGGGUGGAGUUAAUGUACUGAAAAAGACUGACUGAAGGUAACAAAAUGUUACACAUUCAAAUAUUAACCAGACUAAUGUCUUUGUAUUUCAGCCUACUCUCUGCUUUAAUUUUGGAUGUUUGGAUUGAUUAGUUAGACUACCUCUGGAAGAGUUUUGGAAACUUCUUGCCUUUCUUUUAAAUUAGGCUUUGACUGUUUUACUAAUGUUAAAGCCCAGGUGCAUUUAUUAUGAUGUGGUGCAAUAAAUAUCACUUAAAAUA